AUGCCUGAAGGCGGAAAAUCGAAGAGCAAGAAAAAGAACGCGGCCGCCGCAAAAGCAGUGGAGGAUGGCAACACGCCUUCUAAGAGUACCGAAGUAGCUCGCGGCACUUCUGAAUCCUCGAAUGUAAAUUCCGACGCCAUCGAGAACAAUCCCACGAAGACCCAGGAAACUGAAGCGAACAAGGACGAAGCGAAAUCAUACGAUGAACCGAAGGGUAGGCUCGUGGAUGAUCAGGCAUUAUCACCCACCGGCGGUGAUACUGGGCAUACGCACAAUGGAAACACGACACAACCCGACGCGCUACAGUCGAAGGAUAGAUUUGACACCCUGAUACGUGAUAGAGACUCAUUACGUGCUGAAGUAACGGAUAUGCGGAAGUCUUUGGAAGAGAUACAGUCCAAGCAUCACGCGGACAUGGAAACGCUGCAGCACAAAUUGGAUGACGCGGAGAGCAAAAAGGAACACGCCGAGUCACAAUUCCAAAAACUCCUGGAGAGAGUGAAUACAAUCAAGUCGCAACUAGGUGAAAGGCUCAAAGAAGAUGCUGAGGAGCUUGGGCAAGCAAGGCUACAAAUCCAGGAGCUGGAGGAACAGAACUCGACCUUGAAAGAAGAGAUCCAAUCAAAGAACUCGAAAAUAAACGAACUUUCAGAGGAUAGCGAGCAGAAGAUGAAGGAAAUCUCAACCCUGCGAGACAGGACCAAUUUAUCCCAGCAGAACUGGUUGAAGGAGAAGGAAGAGCUUCUCGAACAAGAGUCAUAUCUUCAGUCGGAAUUCGAGCAAGCCAAGGAGGCUAUGCAUAACUGGGAGGUUCUUGCUAUGGAAGAGCGCUCUAUCCGGGAGAAUCUUGGUGACAAGGCUAUGGAUCUCGAGGAGCAAGUAGCGAAUCUUAAGGAUGCCUACGAAAAAGCUGCUGCCGAACGCGAUUCUCAGACGGCGACGGUGGAUGGCUUACAGCGUGCUUUGCAAGAGAUUCAGUCAGCUCGGAAGCAGGAACUUCGUGAGCUUGUAGAGAGCUCCGAUGCCCAGCUAGAGAAGCUCAAAGAAUCCCUUCAGAGUGCGGAGAAGAGAGCGACAGACGCCGGUCAAACUCUCCAAGAAGUUCAGAACGAGCUCGAGCGAGUCAGGCCUUUCGAGAAGGAAGUUAGGGAGAAAAAUUUGUUGAUCGGGAAGCUCAGACAUGAGGCAGUCACGCUGAAUGACCAUCUAACAAAAGCUUUGCGUUUUCUCAAGAAAGGGAAACCGGAAGACAACGUGGACAGACAUAUUGUUACGAACCACCUCCUGCAUUUUUUGGCCUUUGAUCGGUCUGAUCCAAAGAAGUUCCAAAUCCUGCAGCUCAUUGCAGCACUUCUGGGCUGGACAGAUGAACAACGUGAACAGGCCGGUCUAGCACGUCCUGGGGCCUCCAGCUUCCCAGGAAAGCUCCGAGUACCUGGUACACCCGUUCACCGUACACCCAGUACUCCAACUUUAGCCACGGAAUUCCUGGACAACGGUACCACAAGCAAGGAGUCACUGGCGGAACUCUGGUCCAACUUCCUCGAACAGGAGUCGCAGGCUUUACCAGAGAACAAUACCUAG
This is a messenger RNA of Aspergillus melleus, 1584 nucleotides long. RefSeq names its product putative Golgi matrix protein. Gene Ontology annotation, biological process: Golgi organization; endoplasmic reticulum to Golgi vesicle-mediated transport. NCBI's taxonomy places the organism in Eukaryota, Fungi, Ascomycota, Eurotiomycetes, Eurotiales, Aspergillaceae. The record is from RefSeq and is a predicted model, not a curated record. Gene Ontology annotation, cellular component: Golgi apparatus. The transcript has 7 exons. Gene Ontology annotation, molecular function: small GTPase binding. The coding region runs from base 1 to 1584 and encodes 527 amino acids.